Triticum dicoccoides is the source of this 1737-nucleotide messenger RNA. RefSeq lists its product as uncharacterized. The transcript has 7 exons. Lineage: Eukaryota; Viridiplantae; Streptophyta; Magnoliopsida; Poales; Poaceae. The record is from RefSeq and is a predicted model, not a curated record. Bases 1 to 1737 code for a protein of 578 amino acids.
AUGGUUCAAGAGAGUUCUGGAAGUACUGCUGGAUGUAAAGGUCUUAUUUCAUUAAGGCCUGAUGAUGUGUACUCCAUAUUUGGUUGGAAAAACAAUGGAGUGGAUGUUUUUGGGUUUCUUAGUACUGAAGGAGAAAAAGCAACCAAAAAAAUACCAGUUAGUUUUGUUAGCAAGAAAAAUGGUAAGAUCAUGAUUGAUGAUCUCAUAGAAAAGAUUGUGAAGGAUAAGAGCACUGAUGAUGGCUUUAUUCGGAUGACAUUUCUAGUUCUCUUAGGAACUAUAAUUGCACCAGUGUCUCAUGAAUACGUUCCGAAAAAGUACUAUGCCUUAGUGAAAAAUAUUAAGUUGAUAAGGAAGUUCAACUGGAAUGCAUUCACUUCACGAUUCUGUUUAUCGGAGAUUGGUAAGCUUCUGCAGGACGGCCAUGUUAGGCAGUGGCCCCAGGGGAACCUCGCCCUUUUGCAAUACCUAUACUGGGAGAAGGUGCAACCAAUCACCGGUCCAAAAUAUGAUCCGUUGGCAUUGUUGAGCCCGCUGAUGAGGAACUGGACGGAAGAUAUGGCUGUGAGAAGAGACAAAUACGACUACGAAUAUGGUCGUGGUGUUGGGAUGAUCGAUGACAACAUUACAGAGGAGUAUAGGUUGAAAAAAAUUGCGGAAGAAGAAGCUCAAAAAACCAAGAAAGCUAGUAGCAAAAAAUCUAACGUUACUGGAACGAGGAAAGAGGGCAGUACCUCGGAGGCUUCGAGCCAGAAGCCUACUAUGGACCGGAUUUUGAGUGAGAUGAAUGAGCUUCGGAAGGAAAUGCUUCGUUUGCCAGAGUUAUGCGCACAGAGGAUGAUUGAGAAACUGAACAAAACCGGCGUCUCCUACAAACCCAGUAACCUGGAAGAGGACGAAGAGAAUCUGUACGGAGGCAUUAAUGAGUCUUCAAACGAUGUUGGACGUCCGCAAAAAGAGUUUGUAUAUCAAAAAGAUGAUUCAGACCGGUUCCGCACACCUUCCAAAAUGAAUUUGCAAAAGGAUGAUAACGGCGUUGAUGUAACUUCUCGUGAAAACACACCUUUUUACUGCACACCUGAGUACUGGGAUAGUUUCAAGGGUGAUAUGGAUGAUCCUGUCCAAGUACCAGAAGUAUCAGAUGAAAAAGCUGCCACAUCUUUAGAGACGGACGAAAUCGCAUCGCAUGCGUCGGUUGGUUCUCAAGGAGUACAAGAGGAAGUGGAGGAGGUUACUGGCAGGCGCAAGCGCAUAGGAUCACAACAUGUCAAGCCUCCUUAUGUGGUCCCUAAACCAAACAAACGUGCAAAACGUUCUGCCAAAGGAAAAUUGUUCCAAAAUGGUGAUGUUAACAAAUCUGGUGAUGAGUAUGAUGUGGUGAAAGCGUCCAUCAAGUACGUGCGUGCGCAUGAGCAUUUACAAAAACAUGCCAAAACAGAAAUUUUCAAUGAUGGCAUGGAAGAAGGUCUCACUGUGAGGAGAGCUUGUCAGAUUAUUAACCAUGAGUGGCUAAGUGGCGACGUAAUUGAUGCAUACUCAUCAUUUUUGGUCGACAAAGUUAAUGAUGAUCGUUUCAUGUUAACAACUUGGAGGAUACAUUGGUUGCUUCACGUUAGACCCGGAAAGAAGACCGCCGGUAAUGAUUAUGAAGCAGAGUCGCAUAGUAAUGGACCCGUGAACAGAUGUGAGGACGAGUAUUUCAAAAAAUCAAAGACUUACAUUCCUCUAAACAAGUAA